Molecule: messenger RNA, 4062 nt
Organism: Porites evermanni
Lineage: Eukaryota; Metazoa; Cnidaria; Anthozoa; Scleractinia; Poritidae
Source: the annotation of a GenBank genome assembly
AUGAGCCGUGGACAAGAUGCUGUUGUUCAUAUCCGAGAAGAGCGUGCAGUUGUUGGAGGCGUUCAAGUUGCAAAGAAAACGGUGAUAGCUGCCACGGAUGGAGGGUGAGAUGCGAUGCCACCUGAAUUCUCUAAUUUAUAUUGCAAAACGCGAUCGACAGCAUAGUAGAUACCGAAGUUGAAGGGGCAAAUCGAAAUGUUCUGAAUGUUUAAGAACUGGAUCAGAAAGAAUACUUCCUUUAGAGAAUACUAAGCAAGUGUUGUGUUGUUAAAUACAAGUGCUUAGUAGUCGCCAGAGAGAAAGAAGCUGCAGGGACAAUACUGUAAGACUUUGGGAAGUUGUUUAUUGGACCAAAGGCGGAAGUAAUAUAUUGCGUUUUGAUAUGUUCUCCUCUGACUGAAUGUAUAACUAAUCACUAAAUUUGUAAUACUUAUAACUAAUUAGUCGAUCUUCAUAUUUUGGAAAGGAUAAAUGAGCGGAAAUAAAAUUCAUUUCCAUUAUUUAGCCAGUGCCGAUUGUACGACCGCCUCUGGCCCUUCCGAGAAAAAUGGUCUGUCGAAAAGCAUUCGUACGAUAAAUAAAACUGUUUAUAUACGUUCGGAACCGUGAAAACUAACAGCGCGUUUAAGAACGACACACAGUUUUUUUGAAUUGAAAAUCAAAAUAAAUAAUCAUGUAGUGGCAGUGUUUAACCUCAACACAUUCCUUACACGGAAUAGGGAACUUUCACUUUCGAUAUCAUAACGGUUCCACAUGGUUACCUCUUCCCGGAAUCAUUGGCAAAAAAAAAAAAAUAAGCACUUAAUUUGAGUGUCAAUGUAUCAAAGUACGAAAGUAGUAAUUAGGGACACUAUUUUUACGUCUCCUACUGGAGACCGGACCGCCAUUUUACGUGGUCAUCCGAGCCACGCGAAGGUCUAACCGCUUGCAGUUCAAAGGGAGUACCUUAAUUUCUCAGUUAUUUUAAGACCCUCUCAGUUAUUUUAAGAGUUUUGGUCCGGCCCCGGACCUCCCGCUCUGCAGUAACACGCUCUACUGACUGAGCUAACACUGCCGCGGUUAAAAACAUUCCUUAAAACAAUAAGGUUGCCAGUAAUGUUCAAGAAUCAUUGAGUUGGUUAUUAAAUGAGGAAUGAAAUCCUCAGUUGCUGUACAACAAAUCGAAAGAAAAAUACACGAGGUAAUUAAGACAAUGAAUCAACUUGUUUCAAGAGAGUUUUCCAAGUGAAAGUUUAGUGACCGGAGUCAGUGGAGUAAACCUUAACGGCGAGCACCGUGCUAUUGAUUGUAGAAAAGAGAAGACUCAUCGCAAGAAAGAAAAGAUUAUUAAAAAAACUUACUCACUUUUAACAUGGAUCAGGCUCUUUCUCAGGGGUAGACCCUCAAUUCUUUGUCAUGCAGUAUUUUCAAUUUCCUCUUCUUUAACUGCCGGCAGGCUAUAGGAGCACAUGAACUGCCAGGUAUAUUUUCUUGUCUUUUACUUUUGCGAUCCUUUUGUUUUGAUUCUAAAGAUUUGCGUGCCUGUUCAAAGUCAGCAUCUUUCAUAUUCAUAAAUCCGUACUGUUCUUAAACUACCCGUUCAAAACUGGUCAUCAAUUAAAGAACGUCAGGAGUAGGGUUCAUGCGGUCUUCACCGUUGUCCUUCUUUCGAACAGUAAUAAUUACAUCGCUGAUGUAAGCGACCAACUCCGAUCCCUCGGGAGAAUUUCUUCUCGUAUCAAAAGGUUUGACUCGUUCUGUUGCGUUUUCUUCUUUGAGUUGUUGUUGUUAUUGUUCAGUUAUCGCUUUUUAUGACUCUCAAUAACUUCUUUUUGUCUGCAAACCUCAAGCCAUGAUUCUGCAGAACUGGUGUUGUAAACGUUCGCUUUUGAUUCAUUCACUUUGGCAAACCGCAGCACCCUGUAAGGCGGGAAAACUAAUAGGCCAUUUCCGAGUUCCCCCGAGUCUCUGAACCAAAACAAGGUUAAGUGCUCAGCCUUUGAUAUGGAAAUGAUUUUCAUUCUCAUGCAAAUAAAACUCAUGCUCAUGAAAGAGGCUGCGCACUUGGCCUCAUUUUGAAGGUGAUACGAUUUAUAUUUUUCACUAAAGAGAAAACUGCAUGACCAAUACUUAACAAUCAAAUUGUUUCUAAUUUAACAAACCAUUUUCACCGUCAUCUUUGUUUAGAGUAAAUCCCAGUUACUCAUACAUUUGAAAAGGUAAACAUGCAUUAUUUUUUUCUUCAUUGUUAAUAGUUUUCUGGCUUAUCAGGUGAACUCCGUUCAAGCAGCUGGAAGGUAAGAAUAUGAAUUUGUGAUAAAGCAAAUUAAUAUUUACAUUAACUGCCGGCAUGGUAGGCGCAAGAAAAACAUAUAAUAAUAUUCAUAAUUUUAUAAAUGUUCUAAUCAAAGCUGAUAGGACUCGAUUCUUGUUAUUUUUGCCACAGAAAGAGACUGUCCCGAAGUUAUUGGUAACUAAAGAUAUUUUCAGAGUCGACAUAUUAAUAAAUAAUAGGUGAAAAAUCCUUAGGAUGAACACAACUCCCAAAAACUACUCGACAGUUGGCUUUCCUUGCCCAAGACCAUGGGUAAAUUCUCCAUGGUGUUAAGGAAACGUGUGCUUUGAUAUGACUUAGGAUCUAUAGUGACUAUUUUGACUUGCAAUUACUUCCAUCCCACAAGGUUUAUAUUUUCGGGACGGGAUGCGUUACCGUCUCAUUAUCUGUUUAGCGCUCAUGCUCAUCACCUCACUGUGCUUCUUAAUAUCUGGAUAACACAAGAAAUCUUAAUAGAAAAUACAUAAACUCAUAUUUGAUUAUCUUUACAGUGUAUCUGGCAACAACGACCCAAGUAUAGGGUAUCCUGGCCACGCCCAGCGGGCACCAUUACCCAGCUACCCUCAACAGGGAGGAUAUCCUACCUCUAGGCCAGUGGUGAUCGCUGAUCCACCUGAGCGUGACUGCAGCUACCACUGUUUUGCUUGUGACGGUGAUUCCGAAUGGUACGAUCCCAGGGGAAAAGGUAUAACGCUUCUCGACUUUUCACCUAACACGAGCCAUUUUUUUGAUGUUCCUUUUGUAGUAAUGUUAAAGGGUUUAGAAGUUUCCUUUGAAAGGGUACAAUGGCUUAUCUCAACAUAUCUUGAACAAAAACAAACUGAUAAACAAACAAAUAUUACAGUAGACUUGAUCAGAUUUUCUUCAGAAGUGAAAUUUUAAAAUAAUAUUUCUGUGUAUUGCAUACAAAAAGGCCUUAUCUAUCGUCCUGGUACUCUAAGGUAUUUUAACAGUAAGGAAGUGACAAGGAAGGAUUGAGGAAUUCUUACUUUUACAGCAUCACACUUGCCGUUAGUUAGAUUUUAUGGUACAUAAAUAAACGGUGUCUGUCUGUCUGUCCGACAUGAUCCAUCCGUCAAACUGUCUGAUGUCUGUCUACCUUUCUUUUUGUCUGUCCAUGUGUUUGCAUUUUCUUACUCUUUGUCUGUCUGUCUGUCUGUCUGUCUGUUUCUCUUUCUGUUUGUUGUCUUGUGGGUAGUCUGUCUGGCUGUUUGCCUGUACGCCCGUCUGUAAGUAAGUAGACUAGAUAUAUAAGUAUAUUUGAGGGUGGGAUGGGGGCCGUUCAGGGACGUUCAGUACUAGCGAAAAAAUGUGAGACCAAAGAAUGCCUGGCACCCUUUUCAUCUGUUUCGCCCUUAUUUCCAUCUCAUAGUAAUAAUCUAAUCAAUUACUCUAAGACGUACUUUAUAUUCCAUUUAAUGAGGUAAAAGUGUGUUCAAGUAUAGAGCUUUACCUUAUCAUUAAGACCACAAAAUGUUUCGCGCUCGGUUAAUUUCUCCUUCUGCUCACAUUUCUUUACCCCGUCCCCUCAAUCUGAACACCUGGAACAGGAUUUUAGUUCUGCAUUUAAAGAUGCUUCGUCUAAGAACUGCCUGAAAUCAAAGUAUUUUCUUUAUCAUUUUUCAGGUAUUUGUUGGGUGCUACUACUUCUGCUGUUCUGGCUUCUUGUGGGCGCUAUUGUGAUACCACUCAUCAUCUUGUAUCUUGCAUUAGCUUGCUUGUGUGCUAUGUGUAGUAAUGACGAAUAA